Molecule: messenger RNA, 1348 nt
Organism: Pogona vitticeps (central bearded dragon)
Lineage: Eukaryota; Metazoa; Chordata; Lepidosauria; Squamata; Agamidae
Gene: NPFF
Product: neuropeptide FF-amide peptide precursor
Biological process (GO): excitatory postsynaptic potential
Cellular component (GO): perikaryon; axon terminus; dendrite
Molecular function (GO): neuropeptide hormone activity; G protein-coupled receptor binding
Source: RefSeq, a predicted model, not a curated record
GUUUCACAGUCCCCUCAUUACAUAUGAGACAAGGGCAUUAUUCUUGCCCGUGGGCUUCCAUCAGCUCCACAUCCGGAUGUGAGGGCUUGCAUCAUUUCAAUGUGGUGAACUCCCCACAUGACAGUUUCCCUUCCUGUGUCCCGUCACCAGUCGGCUGUUUUGUAAAUGUGUUUCAUUAAACUGUUAAGAGCGGAGCUUUGUCAACAUGAAUGCCUCAGGGAUCGGGGCUUGUAAAAACACACAAAGAGAGGGAACAUGAUGAACGCAUGACCCCAAGCAGCACCUGGGGGGGUCCCCAGAUCCAUUAAUCUAAACCGAGUUAAGAUAGAGAUGUGAGAGGCCAGUGGCCGGGCCUCGGAAAAGCCUGGCCUCCAUUUCCCUGAUGCUCCCACAAAACCACGAUAAACAAGCAAUUAGCCGCCAAGUCUCAGUAGGGCUUAAAAAGAGUCAUUUGAGUGGAUUUAUCCCCUCAAUAACGUGCAAAUUGGUCCCAGCCAACAGUGAUGCCGUCUUUGUCAGGGACCAUCAUGGUCCCUCUCUGCUCGUCACAGGGAGGAACGCCGCAGGCCACCCACCGCCUGCAUUGCCUUACAAAUGGUGGCCUGCCACUGUCAUCAAUCCCAGCCUAUGUCCCUCGGCUCCCAGCAUGGAGAUAUAAAGGCGCUGCCAAGAGAAGGGAAACUGGGACCGGGGAGCGAAGCAGAGAGGUAAGCAGAGCUCAGCGGGCCACAAACAUGGAAGCCAUCCAUCUCCUGCUAGCUCUGGUUUUGCUCUCCGGCAGUCUGGGGUCUGGCCAAGGCCUUGAAGAGGGACUGGGCUCCCAGGAGUUCUUGGCUGAAGAUCCCAAUGUGUAUCCAGAGAGGCUGUCAGGCUGGAUGCAAGAAAAUGAGGACCAUGCUGCGCAGAGCCUGCCUGAAGAACACUCUCUGGGCGUCCUUCUCCGCUCCUUCCUCCACGCUGUGCAGAGACCCGGCCGCAGCCCAUCCUUCUUGUUCCAGCCCCAAAGGUUUGGGCGCGACGCCAGGGCCGGUUCCCUCAGUGUCGGGCGAAUCAAAGCCCGUGCGUGGGAUUCCAUGGCACCUCAGUUUCUGAGCAUGGCCACUCCUCAGCGCUUUGGCAAGAAAAAAUGAAGCCGGGAACAGCGACGCGCAGCCGAAGAAACAACAGCACCAAGAGAUAAGAACCCAGCCGAGAACCAUCUGCUCAGUGGAUCUUGCCAGAUCAGACAAAAGCCUCUCCUUUCCUUUCCACUUCCAUGUCUGUGUUUUGUAUCGGUGGGUUACUUGGGUGAGCAACUAGCACUCCUGUCUGGGACUUGUAGUUUGCUAACGGUAAUAAUAAACGUCAU